UUCAGAAAAGUGUCGAAAAGUUGUCCAAAAGCCUCACCAGCAGGUCCGAGCACGACUGCGACGAAUUAAAAAAAAAAACAAAAAAAAAACAGCCCCAGCAAAAAAUAGAUACCCACGGAUUUGUUCGGGACUUGUCUGUGUGUUUCCCUGCCUCGGACAGAGAGCUGUAACCUGCUUCUCCAUUUUUAAAGCCCUCCUCAGCUCCACUGUAAAUAGACAAAACAACAAAAUGACAACACAUUUCAGGAGCGGCCCAGCCUUCGGACUUUCUGCCGAGGUCAAGAGUAAGCUGGCAGGGAAGUACGACCCCCAGAAGGAAGAGGAGCUGAGGCUGUGGAUUCAGGAUGUGACCGGCAAAAAGAUCGGGGACAACUUCAUGGAGAGUCUGAAAGAUGGAGUCCUGUUGUGCGAACUCAUUAAUGUUCUCCAGCCAGGUUCUGUGAGAAAGAUCAACAAAUCCAGUCAAAACUGGCACCAGCUGGAAAACAUAGGGAAUUUUGUCCGUGCGAUCACAGAGUACGGCCUGAGGCCAGAUGACAUCUUUGAGGCCAACGAUCUGUUUGAGAAUGUCAACCACACUCAAGUCCAGUGCACACUCAUGGCUCUGGCUGGAAUGGCCAAGUCCAAAGGUUUCCACUCCAAGUACGACUUAGGGGUGAAGUACGCUGAGAAACAUCAGCGCCGCUUCGCUCCAGAGAAGCUCAGGGAGGGACGUAACAUCAUAGGCCUGCAGAUGGGCACCAACAAGCUUGCCAGCCAAAAGGGCAUGACCUCUUACGGCACACGACGCCAUCUGUAUGAUUCCAAGAUGGCCAUGGACAACCCACUGGACCAAUCUACUAUCAGCCUACAGAUGGGCACCAACAAGGGAGCCAGCCAGGCUGGCAUGACAGCCCCGGGAACUAGGAGGCACAUCUUUGACAAGAAGUUGGAGCUGGAGAACUGUGACACCACCACCAUCUCUCUGCAGAUGGGCACCAACAAAGUGGCCUCCCAGCAGGGCAUGACCACCUACGGCCUGCCCCGCCAGGUCUACGACAACAAGUACUGCACCAACCCCACCGAGGUCCACUAUAACAACGGGAGUGAGGUGGAGUUUGAUGGCUACAACCAGUACUCUGACUAACUAAACCACAGACAGCCUCACCCCCUUCCUCCUCUUUGCUUAACUCCAGACAACCAACCACAACUGUCUUUGUGACGAGCAAACCCUCCAGACUGUUAUUUAACACUGAUUGACGUCAUACUUUUACAACAUACUUUUACUCUUAGGAAUUUAUUGUUUGUCUUUCCAUGAGUUAAAGAGAAAAAUAAUGUUUACACUGACCUUACGUCAAAAAUGUCAUGCAGUGGCCAACUUCUGUAUCUCAUUGUUUUGAUGAAUUUUAUUACUGCUAAAAAUACCCAAACACUCAGAAGUUGAGAUUUAAUGACUUUUGCUAUUUAUAGAUUUAUUUUUUUUUUUUACAGCUUACUUGCAUUGUAAUUAGAGAUUUAUAACUGUUUAUACCCCUCUCCUCACCUCCCUACCCUUCCAAUCCAGUUUGAACACUGACGAAGCAUAAUUUAAAAGUUCCUUGAAAGGAAACAAGUGACCGUGUUGGUGCUAUAGAACUUUGACCCAGUUGGAACAGAGGCCACGUCCACAUCGGAGCCCCCGCAGGCUCUAGGAUUCCACACCUCGGGAAGACAGAGAAGUUCCGGGUCCAUAGACUGACCGGGGCGGAUGAUGCAGGAGGACUUGUAGCUGUGUGGGGAUUGCUUUGUUUUGUGAGCACUUGCGCUGACAAAUAGUCAUGUUCACAAGCCUGCCGAACUACCCAUCACGCUAUUUUUUUACGGGACAUGGCUUGUGUGCAGCACGAGUCUUUGGUUUUUGAAGAAGUAUUUAGAAAAAGUAGAGGGGUCUGUCAGACAAUGCUUUUAUAAAAUAGAAGAGCAAAUGUAGGUGUUGUCAUAUAUAUAGUUUGAAGUUGGGGUACACUUAGUCACCAGUAGUUUUUGUCCUGUUUUUUCUUCCAUCCUUUCGGAAACGUUUCGCUUUAUGCCUCAGUGAACUUUGGCUUUAGUGCUGUUGCUCCAUUUGCCCGUUACCUGGCUUCACCUUGUGUGCAGUAAACAGUGGUGGAAUGUAACUAAAGUACAGUAUUUGAGUAAAUGAACAAAUUUGAGGUACUUUACUUGAGUAUUUCCAUUUGAUGCCACUGUAUACUUCCACUACAAUUCAGAUGGUAAUAUUAUAGUACAGUUUACUCCACUACAAUUAUGUCAGUUAUAGUUACUUUGAAUGACAAACAAAUGAGUUUAUAAAACAUGUAAGUAUAGGUAAUAAUAAUAUAAUAAUUGAGUAUUUUGACUUUUCAUACUUUCAGUACAUUUUGCUAAUAAUGCUUACAUACUUUUACUUCAAAUGCAGGACUUUUACUUGUAAUGGCGUAUUUUUAAAUUGUGGAAUUGCUACUUUUACUCAAGUAAAGUAAGAGUACUUCAUCCACCACUGUCAGUAAAUGGCAAUAUCAAAGUAGACCCUGGCGCUUGCUGAUAAGUGCUCAAUGAAUCAUGCCAAAUAUAGAGAUGAGAUUCUCGUUUUGAUUUUUCUGCGUCAUACUGUUAACCCACCAAAUGUCUUGAAUGUAAUGUUAUUGUAAGGUCAGAGGUGCCAUUAGCUUUAGCUGUCACAGGAUUCAUUUUCAACACAUUUAAAGGGCAGAAAUGUACAUUUACAAAGUUAGAAACAGAGGAGGCUCGGGCACUUGUGGUCUGGUGUUACACAGCAAAACUUCUGCAUUUCUUUGUAAAAUAUUCAGAUUUAUUUUCUGAAUUACUGUCAGAAUUAGCUGUUAAAUAAGCUUCAUGUUUGUGUUCAUGUGCUGAAUGGGUCAACAGAUUGGAGCUCUUGAACUGUUGUCAGUCAGCAACAAAGGCGGCACAGCCAUGAUUUAGGACAUGGAGCAGUGUGCCAUCUAGUGGGGACAAAGCACAUGGACAUUUACUGUAUUUUCAACCCAUCAAAAGUCUAAACAUUCUUUUUAUUCAAAUCAAAUGUAGGAAUGUAGUUUUUUUUUAACAGUGCAUUCAUUUAGUAUCAUUUCUUCCCUGUGAUAUCCAGAAUGGCAACAAUGUUGAGUAAAUGUAUAGUAACGUUUCACCUUAAUGUGUUGGCUUUGUUUCAGCAUUGUUCAAACUUUCCAUCUUUGCUAACCUCUUGGAUUUUUUUUUUUCAAUGCCUUUCACUAAACAUGACAUUUGUGCAAUAAAAUACACUUGAAAAAUA
Siniperca chuatsi (mandarin fish) is the source of this 3274-nucleotide messenger RNA. RefSeq names its product calponin 1, basic, smooth muscle, b (gene cnn1b). Gene Ontology annotation, molecular function: actin binding. Gene Ontology annotation, biological process: actomyosin structure organization. The coding region runs from base 230 to 1126 and encodes 298 amino acids. The transcript is spliced from 7 exons. Lineage: Eukaryota; Metazoa; Chordata; Actinopteri; Centrarchiformes; Sinipercidae. The record is from RefSeq and is a predicted model, not a curated record.